This is a messenger RNA of Asterias rubens (European starfish), 5388 nucleotides long. Its product is annotated as protein bicaudal D homolog 2-like. Gene Ontology annotation, molecular function: cytoskeletal adaptor activity; dynein complex binding; dynactin binding. Gene Ontology annotation, cellular component: Golgi apparatus; cytosol. The record is from RefSeq and is a predicted model, not a curated record. Gene Ontology annotation, biological process: microtubule anchoring at microtubule organizing center; regulation of microtubule cytoskeleton organization; protein localization to organelle. NCBI's taxonomy places the organism in Eukaryota, Metazoa, Echinodermata, Asteroidea, Forcipulatida, Asteriidae. Bases 82 to 2766 code for a protein of 894 amino acids. The transcript has 3 exons.
GCGGCUAGAUUUGCAACGUCUGGAUUUUUUUGUCCAUCUUUAGGUCGAAUUAUUUUCUUCAUUUUUCAUUCAAAACCCACAAUGUCGGAUUCCGACGAAUAUCCAGAGACGAUAGAAGAACUCAGGGCUGAAAUUGAGCGUCUGAAGGACGAGUUAAACCUUGCCAGUCAGGAAAAAAUUCAGGCGGCGGAAUACGGCUUGGUUGUUCUGGAGGAGAAGCAAGCGUUGAAACAACAAUAUGAAGAACUGGAAGUGUUGUUCGAAACCGCUAAACAGGAGCUUCAGCUGGCAAAAGAGGCCCUGGAUCAGCACCAGAUCCAUCAAAAGAAACACACCCUUCAAGAAGUCAACCGGGAAGAGAGUCUCCUCCAAGAAACGGCAACGAGAGAGGCGGACCUCGUCGAUCGUAUCUCUGAUCUGGAGUCGGAGAUCAAGACGAGUCGUCAGGAUCUAACGCACACCAAGAUUGAGAAUGAACGGUUACACGCACGACACAUUGAGCUGGUCAUGCAAACGGAGAAGCUGGAAGCGGCCAAGAAGACGUGCAAAGAUGACAUCAGAGACACUAAGUUUCGGGAGUCGAGGCUUCUUCAGGAUUACAGUGAGCUGGAAGAGGAGAAUAUUGCUAUGCAAAAACAGAUUUCAAUGUUGAAGUCAUCUGUUGUGGAGUACGAAGCCAUGAAGCAUGAGAACCGCCGUCUGACGGAGGAAACUCAGUAUCUGAACACUCAUAUCGAGGACUUGAUCCGGUUGAGGGAGAUUGCCGACAAGCAGAUCGAGGAGACACUUCAGGCGCUAGAAGCUGAACGAGAGCAGAAGCAUUAUCUCAAGAAGCAACUGGACCAGGCCAUGAUCAUGGAGAUGGAGGCGUUCAACAAUGACCUUAUGAAUAGUUCAGGACUCUUGGCUGGUGAUAGCGACUCAGAUACAGAGUCCCAGUCCCCGGAUCAUCCAAUCCUUCGGAGGAUGGAGUAUGAGUUCCAAUCGACCAAUGGCACGAAUGGGGACAAUGCUCACGCACAGCUGUCAACCUGUACUGGCUCUGAUUUAUACAGUGAACUGCAGUCGACAGAAGUGCAGAAGUUAGAGCAGCAGUUGGCACAGUUACAGACGGAGAAAUCAGAGUUGUCACAGAAUCUGGAGCAGACAAUCGGGGCACUGAACUGCCUCCCUGAUGAAAUGUAUGUCUCGGGGACAGAUAGUGAAGCAGAACCGUUACCGGAAGACUUGAACAUGCAUCAGCGCAAAUUGCUGAACCUUGUGCGGCUUGUACAACACCACGAGAAGAAAUACACAUCAGCAUUGGCUCAGAUUGCUGCUCUCAGAGCUAAAGUGGACAGCCAGCAGGACAAGCUAAAUGAAGAGAGCAAGAAAGCGGAUCUGCAGUCAGAGGUGGACCUCUUGAAUGACAGGAAUCGGCAUCAGGAAGGGACAAUCAAAGGUCUCCAAGGACAAAUGAGACAGAUGAAUGACAUCAUCAUCGAGUCGCAGGGACACUUGAAUUGCACGCAAGAUGAACUGAUCAAUGUUAGCGAGGACUUGGCUCAGCUGUAUCACCACGUCUGUAUGGUAAACGGUGAAACCCCCAACCGAGUAAUCCUAGACCACCUGAAAGCCACGCGGCAAAGUAGAAGAGAGAGCUUCCGUGCUGAAAUUGCAAGCAGAUUAAAAGAGGUGUCGUUUGAUUCGGAGGCAAUCAGGGAAAAAUCAAACUUGAGUUCCGGCGAUGCAGAUGGAAACGCGAGCGCCGAUGAAGGCUCCUCACCAGCAUCCAGUGUAAAGUCAUCCACGCCAGUAUCAAGCCCGUCAAGGCGACUCCAAGUCCAAGAUGCCUCCCCAAGGAAGAUGACUAGUGAUCCCAUAACCUGUAACAACCUCCUGACAACAAUUCGGGAUCAGAUUAAGUAUCUCAAACGCUCUGUUGAGCAUGCUGUUGAGAUGUCGCGGCAGCGUGGUAAUGAGAGCAGUGGAUCAGCAGAAAAUGAAGACUUACGUGAGGAGGUUAUGAAACUCAAAGCACUUCUUGCAACGAAGCGGGAACAAGUGGUGACACUAAGGACCGUUCUAAAAGCAAAUAAGACAACUGCGGAGGUUGCACUCGCCAACCUCAAGGGUAAAUAUGACAAUGAGAAGUGCAUUAUUGCAGAGACAAUGAUCAAAUUGAGGAAUGAGCUGAAGGCACUGAAGGAGGAUGCGGCCAUGUUUGCCAGCCUCCGUGCCAUGUUUGCGACGAGAUGUGACGAGUACGUUACCCAACUGGACGAGAUGCAGCGACAGGUCUCGAGCGCCGAGGAGGAGAAGAAGACACUCAACUCACUGCUGCGUAUGGCCAUCCAGCAGAAGCUUGCUCUGACACAGAGACUGGAGGAUCUAGAGUGCCACACGGAGUUGCAGCAGAUCCACCCAAGGAAGCCUGCACAGAGGCGUCACAAACCCUCCAAAGUAAGCCACCCAGUCUACAUGCAGGGUUAUGGCCCACCCUUUGGGCUGUUCCCAAUGCCGGUAGCAUCCCGAUAUGCUCCUUUAGCUCUUUCUAUGCCUCAUCAUUCACAUCUUCCUCCACCCCAUCCCUCACAUCUUCCUCCACCCCAUCCCUCACAUCUUCCCCAAUCUCAUCCUUCACAUCUUCCCCCAUCCCAUCCUUCACAUCUUCCCCCGUCUCAUACUCCUCCUCCCCCUCCACCUACUCCUCCCCUUCAGCAGGUCAUGUUACCUCCUCCACAACAUCCCCAUCAUUUUCAUCCCCCUGGGCCGCCCCAUUUCUAAACUACAUGUACUUUUGGGGUUUGCUUCACAACAGACCUUUAUCAUGGUGAAGCCAUCUUGUAUUCCUCCCAUUUAAAUCAAUGUAAUCAAACCGAGGCUGGGAGGACAAAAAAUAGUCUGGCACAGUGAGAGAGAUCAGUAUUCAUUAUAGAUAAUGCACACUGGGUACAAGACAAUGAUGGUCCUCCUUUGUCAUGGGGGAGCCAUCUUGUAUUCCUUCCAUUUGGGUCAAUGUGACUUCAAACCGAGGCUGGAAGGACAAAAAUAGUCUGGUAUAAUGAGAGAAUCAGUUUGCAAUAGAUAAUGCACAAUGUUGGUCUUGGCAUGAUAAAGGUCUGUUGUUGGGAACUUUGUCCUGUUGAUUGUUCAGUGGCUUCAAUUCUGGGCAUAUUUUUUCCCCCGGUGAAUGAGUUGUCCGCAAUUCCGAUCACACUGUGACAAUCAUUUUUAGCGGAACGAAAGCCAGGACAGAGUGUCCAGUCUCUACGGGACCUUAUUUCUAACCGUAACUCAUUUUGCAUGCAGGUGGAAUUUGGAUGAUGUUUUAACAAUAAUUAAUUUAUUCUAAAACAAAAGUCAUCAUUUUAUAGUGAAGUGCAUUUCGCAUCGAUGACGAGACUUUUCAGAAGAAUGAACUUCAGAGAUUGCUUUUAGCACUUGCCCCCAGGCCUAGUGAAGAAAUUCUGAAAUGUGCACAUCAAGUGUUCAUCUUUAUGUAAAUUUGAUUGUUUUAUUGGUUUUUUUAAUGUGUACAAAUUUGUAUUUAAAGACUUGGCGUGAUGUACAGUCUGUACAAGUGAUAUUUAAGGCAUUUGUGAAUGCGUUGUUCUUUGAAAUUUGGGAUACCCCAAGAACUAUAUGUUUUUAUUUAAGUUUUCAAAAAACAAAAACAACUCAUUUGUAUAUAAAGAUUUCAAGCAAUUAGUUUUAAGUUAGAUGUGGACAAAAUAAAUGUUUUUCUAAUUGGGCAGCACCAAGCACCGCACCCUUUUCUCUUACGUAAUACAUGUACAUGUACAGUACAUUGUAUACAGUCAUGACAGAAGUGUACAUUUGUAAUGCGUUAACUGAAACUUUGAAGAAAAAACUUAGUCUGUCCACAGAAAUGCAAAAGAACAGAAAGUUAUUUGAAAGUUUGUUUUAUUAUUCCUGAAUUUCCUUGCCUUUUCCUGAAAGUCUGCACCUUUUUAAAAGCGAUAUAUCCUGUUUAAUUUGGUUCAAGUGUAAUAGAUUUCAAGCCAAAGACCAGUGAAACAGUAUAUAACUACUGAAUGAAUGUGAGUGGACUGUUUCAGUUGAUGAUGUGAAACUUCCAUUUAACGAGGCUAAGCUGAGCAAAAUGGAAAAGUCAGUUUUCAACGAGUAUAUUCUGCGACAGUGCACAAACAAAGCUCUUAGAAUCUUUAGAAUCUUAACAUGUAGACCCCUCAAUACUGCUAAUAAGGCGAAAAAGGAAUGUGAACCAAUCACAAGAACCAUACAUCACUUAGUAUUUUAGCUGGUAACCUGAGUUUACUAAGCAUGAUUUUUCUGUGCUCAGUAAAUUUGUUAGUGUGAAAAACGGCUGAAUGAAAUGUGCCCCAUUGAUUGAUCGAUCCUUCCGGUAAGGAUAAUUGUUUAUAGGGCACUUGACCCUGGAGUGAUUGUUCCUUGUCAGGGACUAAGGGACUGAUUGAUAAGACAACGCACUGAUUGAGCUUCCUACCUGCUCUGUUUGGAAUUAAACCACUCAAAUACCUUGAAGGGAUGGUACUACAUCGGUUGGUUGAAUAUGUUUGGGGGGGGGGGGUUCUUUCCUUAAUUAAAAGACAAAAUAAUAAAUGGAUGGUUCAUUCAUUCAUUCUGGAAAAUAAUCUAGUUUGCCAGAAAGCUGUGAAAAAGUAUAAUUUUAUAAUUUGUUUUUGGGCUGUUCUUUUAUUCAAUCUUCUAGUUCAACAAAAAAGAGCGAUAGGCAUAGUCAUGGAACAACAAACGCACAUUACUCAUACACCAUGUACAAUGUAGCAGUAAGCAGGCCCGAUACUUCACAGAGGCAACGUAGGCAUUUGCCUCCUUGCCUUUGUGCCCUUGAAGAACUCUUGCAGUAGAACAUGUAGAAAUUUACAAUUUCCUCACAGAGUGCCCUUUACCGAGAAGAAAAUGUCUUGGUCCCCUUGCCCGUUCAAAAGCAAAGCAUACAGGGCCUGAGUAUGUAUAUAUGCAUGUAGUACCAAUAAAAAUAAAAACUCUUGAACAAGCAGUUGAAAAAAACCUUUGAAUCAAAAGCUAAAGAAUACAACCAUUGUCGUACCAUUCCCUGAAAGCCAUUUCAGACUUGAAUGCAUCAAGAUAUGUGCAGUCCUCACUAAGAUUUUGACUUGUGUUUGUUUCAGAACCUCACAGUUCUCAUGACUAACCCUAACCGAUUUCCCUUGUUAUUUUGCUACCAUUUCUUUUUCCUUGGUUAAAAGUACUAACGAUCAUUUGCAUGUUAACUAUGAUCUCAUUUGCAGCAUGUGUAACUGUUACCCCUUCAUUGCACUUUAGUAUUGUUCAUCUCCAUCGGAGCCACAGCAUUGAUAUUUCUAGAAAAUUUACAUACAGGAUUGUAAAGUAGAAAUUAUGCAAAUGUACUUCUUGAAA